UUUCCAAUUGAGUGAAUGUCGAAGAAGUAAUAGAUAUAAUUUACUUAUCUAUAGACAGACAGGAAUGUUAUAGUCCAUUUGCAGAGCAACAAUGGCGGGACUCACUAAUCUCAAGCUAUCUCUGUUUCCCAAUUCGUGUUCACUCUCCUCUCUUUCAUCAAACCCAUUUCUUGUUUCUACCUCCAUUUUCCGCAGAACAUCCCACUGCUUCCCAAAGAUAUUCGCGUUUUCCAGCAAUGAUAUUAAAGUGGGCAGCAACAUUGAAGUGGAUGGAUCUCCUUGCAAGGUUAUAGAGUUUCUUCAUGUAAAGCCUGGGAAAGGGGCUGCAUUCGUGAGGACCACGCUGCGCAACUAUGUAACAGGGAAUAGCGUUGAGAAAACUUUCCGAGCUGGAAGUAAGAUAGAAGAGGCAAAUAUCUACAAGGAGACGAAGCAAUUCACCUACAAGGAUGGUGCCCAGUAUGUCUUCAUGGAUCUGACCUCUUAUGAAGAAUAUCGUCUAAAUGAAAAAGAAGUUGGAGAUAAAGCAAAGUUUCUAAAAGAGGGCAUGGACUGCAGUUUGCUUUUCUGGAACGGGAAGGUGAUCGACUUUGAAUUGCCUAUAACAGUAAAGUUGACAGUGGUGGACGUUGAUCCAGGCGUCAAAGGUGACACUGCCCAAGGUGGAUCAAAGCCAGCAACCCUCGAUACCGGUGCAAUUGUAAGCGUUCCAUUAUUCAUAAAUAGAGGAGAGGAAAUUAUGGUUGAUACUAGAAAUGGACAAUACAUGAGCCGCGCAUAGGUUUGCUUCAGGAUACAAUUUUGUUACAACUGAAACUUUUUGUAUCUAUAUGUAUUAGAACCUAGUAUUUGCAGGAGUAACAUUGAAGACCCCCAUUGAGAAUACUAUUGGAAACCUUCUGUUUUAGUGUACAAAUGGGAAAGAAAAGUAAUCCUUGUUUUACUGCCAAUUUUUACCUUCCAAAAACACAACUCUAAAAAUAUUGUGAGUAGUGAAAAAUUGGGUGAAGUUUUAAAAUGUGUUUGGUUAUAA
Messenger RNA from Solanum lycopersicum (tomato), 1033 nucleotides. RefSeq lists its product as uncharacterized. Lineage: Eukaryota; Viridiplantae; Streptophyta; Magnoliopsida; Solanales; Solanaceae. Gene Ontology annotation, cellular component: cytoplasm. Gene Ontology annotation, molecular function: translation elongation factor activity. The record is from RefSeq and is a predicted model, not a curated record. Gene Ontology annotation, biological process: translational elongation; peptide biosynthetic process.